Staurois parvus is the source of this 1149-nucleotide messenger RNA. The record is from the annotation of a GenBank genome assembly. NCBI's taxonomy places the organism in Eukaryota, Metazoa, Chordata, Amphibia, Anura, Ranidae.
AUGAUCCCCUUUGUACCUGUCACCUAUGACCAUUGUCCCAAGCUUGGCAUCACUGGUGCUGAACUGAGGAAGAGCCACCAAGACUCCUCAUCCUCCUUCAGCUGCAAUGAGCUGCUAAAUUGUGCUGUGACUUUAAAGGGGGAUUUUCCCCGAGAUGCCUUCCCCCUUCCCCAAUACAAACUGGUCCGGCCUCGAGUGGUCAAUCACUCUUCCUUCCAUGCCAUGGGGGCAGCUCUGUGCUACUUCAACAGAGGCGAUGCUCCGUGCCACCCCGCUGCCAGUAUAAACAUCCACCCUGUCGCCUCCUAUUUCCUGGGCUCCCAGCUGCACCAGUCUCCCAAGUCCUACCUGGCAGAGAGGAACAAGCUGGUGGUCCCGUCUGUGGAGAAGUACCCAUCGGGGGUCUCCUUCAAGGAUCUGUCUCCAGCCCAGUUUCAGCACUACAUGAAGGAGAGCGCACACUCCCUCUCCGACAAGAUCGCCUAUAAAUCGGCCGCCAAGUACGCCAGCUCUUCCCCGAGCAGCAAGCCAAAAGUUUUCACUUGCGAAGUUUGCGGAAAGGUGUUCAAUGCUCACUACAACUUAACCCGGCACAUGCCGGUACACACCGGGGCCAGACCGUUCGUCUGCAAAAUCUGCGGAAAGGGCUUUCGACAGGCUAGUACGCUGUGCCGUCACAAGAUCAUCCACACACAGGAGAAGCCACAUAAGUGUAGCCAAUGCGGCAAAGCUUUCAACAGGAGCUCCACGCUGAACACGCACACGAGGAUCCACGCAGGAUACAAGCCUUUCGUCUGUGAAUUCUGUGGCAAGGGCUUCCACCAAAAAGGUAAUUACAAGAACCACAAGCUCACUCACAGCGGGGAGAAGCAGUUCAAGUGCAAUAUCUGUAACAAGGCAUUUCAUCAGAUCUACAACCUGACCUUCCACAUGCACACCCACAAUGACAAGAAACCCUUCACCUGCCCCACCUGCGGCAAAGGAUUCUGCAGGAACUUCGACCUGAAGAAACAUGUGCGAAAACUGCAUGAUAGCAACACUGGAGGGGCCCCUGGGUCAAGUCCAGCUGGGCAGGAGGAGUUGGGAAAUCAUCCCAGGGACCAGCCUUCCAGAAACCAGAGCCCCAGCCUGCAAAAGGGCAUUUACUGA